Molecule: messenger RNA, 2097 nt
Organism: Tarenaya hassleriana
Lineage: Eukaryota; Viridiplantae; Streptophyta; Magnoliopsida; Brassicales; Cleomaceae
Product: inositol transporter 1
Exons: 5
Coding region: 356-1864 (502 amino acids)
Biological process (GO): transmembrane transport
Cellular component (GO): membrane
Molecular function (GO): myo-inositol:proton symporter activity
Source: RefSeq, a predicted model, not a curated record
UCGUCUUUAAAUGCUUUCUUUCUUCGCCGUCGUCUGCAGACGCCACAUCCGAACCCGGCAAAUCUCAGAUCCUAUGUUUUGAUUUGAGUGUUCACGAGAUUCUUGGAGAGAACUGGAGCCAAAUCUGGAAAUUUUUGCUAUUUUUCCUUAACUUGCAAGAUCAAUUGUUUCCCAACUCCCAAUUUUUUCAAUCAAUCUCAACUUAGACAUCGAGGAUUUAAGAUUUUUUUUCCCUAAUUCUCGCCAGUGUUUCUCCAAUAGUUCUUUCUCAAUCAUUGGAGAUUUUUUUUCCCUUCGAAUUCGUCGUGGAAUUGAGGGCAAAGGUCUAGUCAGACAAAUCCAAACGACGGCGGAAAUGACGAUUCAAUCGGUGCCUGGAAGUUCCGGUUACUUGGACUUGUUCCCAGAGAGAAGGAUGUCGUACUUUGGGAAUUCUUAUGUUCUGGGUUUGACUGUGAUUGCUGGGAUUGGAGGCCUUCUCUUUGGCUAUGACACAGGUGUGAUUUCUGGUGCCCUUUUGUACAUAAAGGAUGAGUUUGAGGUCGUUAACCAAAGUAGUUUCCUACAGGAAACGAUUGUUAGUAUGGCUUUGGUCGGUGCCAUGAUCGGGGCUGCAUCAGGGGGUUGGAUCAAUGACGCUUAUGGUCGGAAAAAGGCCACGCUCCUUGCUGAUAUCGUCUUCGCGGCCGGAGCAGUCGUGAUGGCAGCUGCUCCAGAUCCGUAUGUCCUAAUACUAGGUCGUCUCCUGGUCGGGUUAGGAGUGGGUGUUGCCUCUGUCACAGCACCUGUUUAUAUAGCUGAAGCAUCCCCUUCCGAAGUGAGGGGUGGACUUGUCAGCACAAACGUGUUGAUGAUCACUGGUGGACAGUUUCUUUCCUACCUCGUAAAUCUUGCUUUCACUCAGGUUCCGGGAACGUGGAGGUGGAUGCUUGGAGUUUCAGGGGUUCCGGCUGUAAUCCAAUUCUGUCUGACGCUUUGCAUGCCCGAGUCCCCUCGUUGGCUCUUCAUGAAGGAUCGUAAAUCGGAAGCCAUCCAAACCCUAGCCAGAAUUUAUGACAUUGCUCGGCUAGAAGAUGAGAUUGAUCAUCUUUCUGCAUCUAUAGAGGAAGAACAGCUCAAAAAGAAUACCGUUAGUUACUUGGACGUUUUCAGGAAAAAGGAAAUCAGGCUCGCAUUUCUUGCCGGAGCAGGACUUCAGGCGUUUCAGCAAUUCACCGGUAUCAACACGGUGAUGUACUACAGCCCCACGAUAGUCCAAAUGGCGGGUUUCCACUCAAACCAGCUCGCUCUAUUCCUCUCUCUCAUCGUUGCCGCCAUGAACGCUGCAGGAACAGUGGUCGGAAUCUACUUCAUUGAUCACUUUGGACGGAAAAAGCUAGCUCUCUCGAGUUUGGCCGGUGUGAUCAUUUCUCUCAUCAUCCUCGCAAUCUCUUUCUUCCAACAAUCGUCGGGCGGCGGAAUCUACGGCUGGCUUGCGGUCAUAGGCCUAGCUCUAUACAUUGCCUUCUUCGCGCCGGGAAUGGGACCUGUCCCAUGGACAGUGAACUCGGAGAUAUACCCGGAACAAUACCGCGGCAUAUGCGGAGGCAUGUCCGCAACGGUGAACUGGGUCAGCAACCUGAUCGUUGCUCAAACGUUUCUGUCCAUUGCAGAAACUGCAGGGACGGGAACAACGUUCUUGAUUCUCGCAGGGAUCGCGGUUCUAGCCGUGGUGUUCGUGGUCAUGUUCGUUCCCGAGACACAGGGUCUUACGUUCGUGGAAGUGGAGCAGAUAUGGAGGGAGAGGGCGUGGGGAAGGAGCGGUAAUGGCGGCGGGAGUAGUUUCAAUCUGCAGAGGCUUCUGGAGCAAGGAGCUCGGUCGUAGGGUUUUCAGACAGGAUUCUCCGUCAGGUUGUCUGGUUUUGUUGUUGUCGUUAGCUUCCAUAUACAGAUAUCUAUAUGGGUGUAAUGUCGUUGUAUCUGUUGAGAAUUAUCCAUGGAGGUAGCCUUCCUUUUCGCCAUUGUUGUUCGAACUACAGGAACAUGCAUGUUUCUCAUGCGCCAAGUUAUGUCUGUAAAUAAAGUGCUCGUGCCCCACACUCAGGGCUUCAGAUCCUU